Molecule: messenger RNA, 1542 nt
Organism: Cyclocybe aegerita
Lineage: Eukaryota; Fungi; Basidiomycota; Agaricomycetes; Agaricales; Hemipholiotaceae
Source: the annotation of a GenBank genome assembly
AUGAUUUGCCGUGGCGGAAGCAAUAGGCGACCCAAUUUGGGCGGAGUUGGAUUUGCUCUCUCGACUCUUGCCUGUGCACAACCUACCAGGCCGCCCAGGCCCAUCCUCUCUUCCCCCGCCUCCACAAUGACCUCCCACUCACACCCCUCCUCAACCGCAAAUCUCGUCGGAGUCCACUAUCGCGUUGGUAAGAAAAUCGGCGAGGGCUCAUUCGGCGUCAUCUUCGAAGGGACGAAUUUGCUCAAUUCGCAGACGGUCGCCAUCAAAUUUGAACCAAGAAAGGCAGAGGCACCCCAACUUCGCGAUGAGUGUCGUUCGUAUCGCAUAUUGGCUGGCUGUACCGGCAUCCCGCAAAUAUACCACUUUGGACAAGAGGGUCUGCACAACAUCCUCGUCAUCGACCUCUUAGGACCCAGUCUGGAAGAUUUGUUCGACAUGUGCGGCCGGAAGUUCUCCAUCAAAACGGUCUGCAUGGCGGCGAAGCAGAUGAUCACUCGCGUUCAAACGAUCCACGAGAAGAACCUCAUUUAUCGUGACAUUAAACCAGACAAUUUCCUCAUAGGACGUCCAGGGACGAAGGGCUCCAACGUAAUACACGUCGUCGAUUUUGGUAUGGCUAAACAGUAUCGCGAUCCGAAGACGAAGCAGCAUAUUCCAUACCGGGAACGAAAGAGUCUUAGUGGUACUGCUCGAUACAUGAGCAUUAAUACUCAUCUUGGCAGAGAGCAAUCGCGACGAGACGACUUGGAGUCACUAGGACACGUUUUCAUGUACUUCCUGCGAGGUAGCUUGCCCUGGCAAGGUCUCAAAGCCGCCACCAACAAGCAGAAAUACGAGAAGAUUGGGGAGAAGAAGCAAACAACACCGAUCAAGGAGCUCUGUGAAGGCUUCCCAGAGGAAUUCGGAAUUUAUCUUAACUAUGUUCGCAAGCUCGGGUUUGAGGAGACACCAGACUACGACUUUUUGCGAGAAUUGUUCACUAAAGUUAUGAGAAGCAAUGGAGACGUAGAUGAUGGUGUGUUUGACUGGAAUCUUUUGCAUGAUGGCAAAGGCUGGGAAGCUUCAGUGGGCCAAACGCAAAUGCUGACACGGAUACAAAACGACGGCUACCAAGAACGGCGCAAGGAUCGGGAUGACAGGCGACGCUCGCAAGCGCAACCAGGCAACAUGGUACCUCCCUCUCCUGCCCUUGUCAGACAUGGUUCUAAGCAAAGGAAGGUCCCUGCUGCCCUGACGCCUGGGCAAUUGACACCACAUUCUGCGCAAGCUCAAGUCCACAUCCCGAUCGGAAGUAACCAACGAGGGCACCCCUACGCGGCUGCGGGCAUCGGCGCAGGGUACGAACACGCACAACAGUACGAGCAACACAGGAAUCAACAAUAUGGACGCACGUCACCGAUGGUGUCGACUGUGGGUGCCUCACCCGCCGCUAUCAGUAACGUUCGUGCCAGGGCAGGCGAUGCUGGCGUCGCCCAAGACUACCAACAAGAACCCGAGCCUCCGAAACCUUCAUUUUUGAGGAUCCUUACCUGCAGGUGUUAG